AUGACCUUUACAAGCCCUGAACUUUUGCAGAGCGCCAUUGACGCCCAUGGCGGCCAAGAGUACUGGGACUCUAUUGAGUCCCUCAACGUGGAGCUUGAGUUCUCCGGGCCGGCGUUGCGAAUGAGAGGCCUACCUGGGCCCUAUCAAAUCAAGAUGGUGGUUGAUACCAAGACGAAGAAGGUUACGUUUGAGAAAUUCGGCGACUACUACGGAUCAUGGACACCUACACGGACCGAAGUUGGCAAGAUUGGCACGGCAGAAGAUCUUGACGUUCGGGAGAAUCCCCGAGAUGUAUUUGACACCCACGUUGAGGCCACCCCGUGGGAUAUGCAGAAUCUGUUCUACUUCGUCGGCUAUGCGUUUUGGAACUACGUCAACUUUCCAUUCUAUCUCGAAGAUCCAGAAAUCCAAACUCGAGAAGUGGACGGACCCACGCGAGAGAACGGCGAGGAGUGGACGACUCUGGAGGUGGUAUUUCCCGACGGCUAUCCCACCCAUACCAAGUUCCAGAAGUUUGACUUUGACGCCGGAUAUCGACUGAUGCGCAUGCAUUACAAGGUCGAUGUCGUGAAGAAGUCUGUCCCUGUGUGGCACAGCUGCUUCAACCACGCCGUUGCUGGGAAGCUGCUUUAUCCGAGUCUCCGAAUUGUGACCUCUUCGUUUCCCGGUACGACAUUCUUUUCUCCGUUUCUCCUCAAAGAUAUCAAGAUAGACGUCAACCAUAAAUUCGCGGAGACUCGUUGA
This is a messenger RNA of Trichoderma citrinoviride, 744 nucleotides long. RefSeq lists its product as hypothetical. The transcript has 2 exons. The record is from RefSeq and is a predicted model, not a curated record. NCBI's taxonomy places the organism in Eukaryota, Fungi, Ascomycota, Sordariomycetes, Hypocreales, Hypocreaceae. Bases 1 to 744 code for a protein of 247 amino acids.